UUCUGGACUGCUCACAAGCGGUGGUGCGUCACUAUCACCUCAGGUUGGUUGGUUAGAGACCUCAAACAUGCCUUCGGACCGAAGGCCAAGUCAGAGAAAGAAUAGAUCUAAGAACCGUGACUAUUGUGGAGCACGUUCAAAGGUAAAAAGAGCUGAUACUGGGUACAGAGACGAUACUCUUGCCCUCAAUGUGUAUCAGGGGCCUCCGAGUGCCGACCAGGGGAACAACAUGGCGAAUGCCCCUCGGUUUGGCUUCUGGACUUCAGUAAGCCAGUGUCUGCAAUAUUUGUGGGCCAGGAGGCACUUGGGCCUGCUUCUACUUUUAUUCUGGACGCUGGUGAUCCUCUUCCGCCCUGUGAACACUGCGAAAUUGCCCAUGGUUGCUGAAGCUGCAGAACUUGAACCCCCAUUGGGAAGUAUGUUGGACUUUUUCUUUCCAACAACAUGCAUCAUAAGGGACAGCCAGGUGGUGGUGGCAUGUAAUAACCAGCUGUAUCUCAGCGAGAGUGAAUGUUUAAAAUCCAAGUGCUGUUCUUCAAAAUCUGGAACUAAAAUCAAAUGCUAUGCCCCAGUAAGGGACAAGCCUACACAGGUGCUCCGGGUGUUUGGCCUUGCUGCGAUCAGCAUUCUAAUCCUGGGAUUUCUGCCUAUGUGCUGCUGCUCCGUUUGCUGGAGGAGGAAGAGGAUGAACAGGAUGUUGAAGGUUUUGAAGAAACAGAAAUCAAAAGGGAAGAAGCCUAAAGGAAGGAAGGCAUCAGAAGAGAGAGCUUUACUGUCCCAUUGAAAAUGCAGAUCUGCGAUGACAGAAGAGAGGAGACUUUGUCAUCCAAAUCUAAUUAAAUUUUGAAAGGCAACUUUUAUUGUAGUUUCAGAUCAAAUUAAAGUUCCAUUGCAUGCAUCAAA
Molecule: messenger RNA, 903 nt
Organism: Mus caroli (Ryukyu mouse)
Lineage: Eukaryota; Metazoa; Chordata; Mammalia; Rodentia; Muridae
Gene: Fmr1nb
Product: FMR1 neighbor
Source: RefSeq, a predicted model, not a curated record